This is a messenger RNA of Athene cunicularia (burrowing owl), 1162 nucleotides long. It is a transcript of the gene COMMD7, whose product is annotated as COMM domain containing 7. Gene Ontology annotation, biological process: tumor necrosis factor-mediated signaling pathway; negative regulation of DNA-templated transcription. The transcript has 9 exons. The record is from RefSeq and is a predicted model, not a curated record. Gene Ontology annotation, molecular function: NF-kappaB binding. Lineage: Eukaryota; Metazoa; Chordata; Aves; Strigiformes; Strigidae. The coding region runs from base 429 to 881 and encodes 150 amino acids.
AGAGGGAGCGGGGGGUGCUCUGCCCUACGGGCACCUCCAGCCCUGCCAGCUGCACCCUCUGAAGGCAGCAACAAGACCUUUAACCAGCUCUUUCCCUUGCCUCAGUUAGUCUGGUUACCCCACGGGGUUUGUGAAACAUCAGAGUAGACGUUCGCAUCUUUCCCCACCCGCGGUUUUUGGAUUACGCAGGGUAGAGGAGCAGCUCCCAAGGGGCCAUGAGUCACACAAGCCCUCUGCAGUGCCGGCUACCAGCUGCACAAACCCUUUGAGAGGCUCUGACAAGCUCCCCUGAGGCUCUCCCAUCCCUUGGCACCUGGCGAUGCCGAGGCCGGGGAUACCUUCCCAGCAAACUCUGGACGCAGCAAUUCUCGGCGCUGACCGAAGUGCUCUUCCGCUUCCUAACGGAGCCCAAGGAGGUAGAGAGGUUUAUGACUCAGCUCUCAGACUUCGCCACCAUGAAUAAAAUCAGCUUGGGCCCCCUGAAAAACAUUGUCAAAAGUAUUCUUUUGGUGCCUAACGGUGCCCUGAAGAGGAAUUUGUCUUCCGAGCAAGUCAGAGCAGAUUUUAUUGCUCUAGGCCUAAGUGAAGAGAAAGCCAGUUAUUUUGCAGAACAGUGGAAGGUGAAUUCCCCCACCCUGACGCGCCUGGCUGUUGGUCAGACGCUGAUGAUUAACCAGCUGGUAGAUAUGGAGUGGAAGUUUGGAGUGACUGCUGGGAGCAGUGAACUGGAAAAAGUGGGGAGUAUCUUCUUACAGCUGAAGCUGGUGAUUAAAAAAGGGAGCCAAAUGGAAAACGUGUACAUAGAGUUAACUUUGCCCCAGUUCUACAGUUUUCUGCAUGAAAUGGAACGGGUCAAAACCAGUCUGGAAAGCUUCAGCUGAAAGCGCGGGGGCCUGAACCGACAUCUGCCCGGGGUGUUUCCUCUCUCCUCCUGGGCUGCAGAUCUGCUCUGACACUCUGAUAAGCGAAGGCUGCGCAGCGAGCGGCGUCACGGCCCAGGACCCAUCAGUCCUUCACAACCCAAAUCCUUGGCAAAUGUUAGGGAGCAGCUACAAGUCCACUCAUCUUUUUUUUUUAUAUACUAUUAUGAGAAAUUUUGGUCAGAAGUAUGCGGAUACUUGUAUUAAAAUAACAAAGAAAUAAACCCAUUGCCGUCCUGCUC